GUCAAAAUUAGGGUUUCGAAGUGACAAGGGGAGUUUCGAUGGAGAUUGAAUCGGACGACGAUGAAACGGUGAUGUACUAUGGAAGGAGAUGCCGCAGGGUCAAAGACCGCUACGAUCCCGAAUAUAUUCGACAGAGACAGCAAUUUUACUUUGAAUUUAAUCGGGGCGAGGGUUUUGAGAUAGACUGGGACCAGUUUGAUUACCCGUUUGCUGAAUUCAACGUUGCUGGGUCCACGCGCCUUGAAGUGAGUACCGAUAAUGAUGAACUACUCCACGAGUUGACAUUACAUCGAUUCAUGUUAGGAAAGACAUAUAAGGCAACCCGUUUCAUUUUUACAUGGAAAAAACCCGUGAUUCUGAAACAGGGAUCCAUGAUUAUGAAACGGGAAAGCACCUGA
Tarenaya hassleriana is the source of this 398-nucleotide messenger RNA. RefSeq lists its product as uncharacterized. Bases 39 to 398 code for a protein of 119 amino acids. The transcript is spliced from 2 exons. Lineage: Eukaryota; Viridiplantae; Streptophyta; Magnoliopsida; Brassicales; Cleomaceae. The record is from RefSeq and is a predicted model, not a curated record.